AUGUCAAGCUCGCCCCCUGCCAACGAGGAUGCCGCUUCUGCUGCAUCACUGAGCACAAGCAUUUCGCCAGCCCUUCCUCUCACGCCAUGCUCUCUGGACUCUCCCUCGCUGGGUGCGCCUCCAGAGUUCACCGGUCGUCAGGGCCAUGCAACGACCCAUCCACCAUCUUCCUCAAACCCUGACACCGUCUCGCCCGUUGCUCUCGUCAAUGAUGCAACCACCCAAGUCACCACCACCUCCCUGACAACGCCAACCGCCAUGGGCACUACCGCCGACAGCAACACAGGUCCUGCUCCUCAAAGUGCUGGUGCCACUCCCACGCCAUCUUCUUCUCCUAGUGCUGCAAGAGACAACGCUCCCGCUCUUGCUGCCAACCUCAAUCCCAGCAUGCCGACCCAAUCCCAAAUAACCACCCCUGUUGCUUCGCCAAGUCCUCAAUCUGACACCCACCAUUCCGGAAUGCCUGACCUUCGGUCUCAAGCUACCUCAGAUGCCGGCCCGCCGCAGAAUAAAAGGCCGCGCCCCCCUGCCUUUUUACAUCGGCAGCCUGGCUCGUCCCUUCUAACUCAGGCCCUCGCUACCGCCCGCGGAAUUCCUCCCCAACGCCCUUCCCCGCCUUCCACCACCACUGACCCUUCGGCGCCUCAGCCGUCUCUUACCAGUGCCUCCACUAACACACACACUACACCGGAUACCACCUUGACACUCCCUCACCACCCGGCGAUCCUCUCUAGACCUUCCCCAACUACUCGCCUAGACUCUGAUCAACCGUCACGCAACUACCAAGAUGACUUGUUUCAAGAAGCUGGCGACGCCGUGACACCAAAGGCUGCCAACUCGUUUUCGUCUACGACCAUGGCAGCCUCGGCCUGCCAAGUCGUACCCUCGCCUACUACUUCUACUUUUCCUAUCCCCGACACCUACCACCUCACUACCUCUCCUUCCCAGGCUUUGCAGGCCCACCCUACCACUAAUACCAUGAUAUUGGGCAACCAUGGCUCCAUGCUGUCCGCCAUUGGCGGCAACCCCAUCGAUAGGUUUGAAAGGGAAAUGAGAGAGAUUGAACGCCAAAAGACAGCAAGGUCAUUUUCUCAUUCCUCUGACAGGGGAGAUGCACCUGCAUCCCAACCCUCUAGUGCCGCCGAUCGGAUGUCGGCCUUCUCAAGCAGGAGAGAGUCACUUGUCUCCGAAGAACGGCAAUCCCCCACCAACGUUCGGAUCUCUGACGCCCGUUACUCCGAGAAGAUGUGGUCAAUUGGGUCAGGUGAUAUCGAUGGCGAGCAGGACGGUCAUGUUGAAAAAUCGGUCGCCAAAGCCAUGUCCAGAGCGGAGCCCAACAAUCGAAGUCGCAAGGCAAGCCAUACCUUAGGCUUCUUUAGGGAGGGCCUUCCGGAAGAGAAGGCCAAGAAGAGGGAUGUUAAGACGCCGAGCCAGAUCAGAGCCAAGUCGGCUACUCGUCCUACUCAAACCCCAGGCAAGGAUAUCAUCGCCGAAGAACCUACUCAAGCUGCCGAUGAUGGCCGGCUCACCAUCGCCACUCCCACCUCGAUUGAAAGCUUGCCGGCGGAUCUCGUUGAUUCUAAUGCCAUCCCGUCCGCCCGUCACACGCGGCGAACCGCCACCAUCGAAGAGCCUAACGGCCAAUUGGACGCCUCGGCCUCACAGGUAACCUUCACAAGUGGUAUAGACGCCUCGCUCCAUGACGAGACGGAAGGCGAACCGUCAGGUCGCCGUCGGGAUUCGACCGAUAGUAUUGAAAUGGGAGACCAGCAAGAUUACGGCGACGACUCGGGAGAGGAAAAGAUCUCGUCCGCGCUCUUCCUUCCGCAUCAAGACCCACAGGGUACCGACGAUGAGAAAUGCGGUGCUAUACUCGCGCGCCCUUCGGCAGCGACCCGCUCUCAGUUACGAAGUCAGGACUAUAAAUCUUGGCUCGUCAAGGCUGGGGAGCCCGAACCCGAGGAGGAUCGGACGCCGCCCUCGACGCCGCCCUCGUCAAAGGCGAGUUACAGCCAUCGGCAGGUUAGCAAAGCUACAGAAGGAGACACGGACAUGGUAUGCGAUGAAAUCAAAAUGAUCGAUGAGGCUGAAAGUAUUAUUCGUCCGGAUGCCUUGGUUGUUCCACCGCCUACUCAUGACGAGCAGUCGUACGAUAACUUCCAGGCCCCUAAACAGCCCCUAGAGGCCAUUGAACUUAUUCCGUACAAACACCAGGUUGGCGGCCACACCACCAUCUGGCGCUUUUCUAAGCGAGCCGUCUGUAAGCAGCUCAACAAUAGGGAAAAUGAGUUUUAUGAGACUGUUGAGCGGUAUCACCGUGAUUUGCUAUCGUUUCUACCUAGAUAUAUUGGUGUGCUCAACGUUACUUUCCACAAGCUGCCGAAACGCAAGGCCGCGAUUACGUCCAAGAGAGAUGACGUUGCGCAGGAAAGGAAUGGCCUUGCGCAGGAUGCCCCGCAUAAAGGUCAGGAGGAAGGCCAAAGCCAGACGCAGCCGGGGACCACAGGCCACCGUAGGAUUGUUAGUCAGUCGUUCGCGAACGCGCCGGUUCAAAUACCUACUGUCACGUUUGACGAUAACAGACACAUCAUUCCGCGGAACCUACUUCAGCCUGAGUUUUCUGCCUUCGAGUCUGCGCCCAGUUACCGAAAUACGUUCGGCUCUAACGGGGUGUUCAAGGCCCGGACUCAGAGUCGGAUGAACCUUGAUAUUGGCACCAAGAGCUGGGGCGCGACGACGGUUAACAAAAAAUUACGGAAUGAAGUGUUCAAUGACGCAUUCCUGAAGCAGCCGGUCGCUAUCCAGAAGCACCGCCGGCCUCAUCGACGGCCCCCAGUCCCAAGACCAUCUGGUGUUUCCAGUCAACCGUCUCUGAGGCCCGCGACUUCGGAUUCUAUUUUGCAGACCCAUGAAUGGCCAGGAACUUUCGAAAGCCGAGGUCAGCCCCAAGGUCCCGUCUCGGAUUUCGCGACGGCGAUUCAAGUGCCGGCGCGGUCUACUCUUCGCCACGAAGGCAUCCAGGCGGAUGAACUGAAAGAUGUUUCCAGUCGAGGUUCUGAGGACGAAGUUAAGGACGUAACCGGGACUAGUGCUCCUGAACCCGAAACUCUGGUUGACCAGGUCUUAUCGCAGAAGCGGAAGCGUCGAUAUUCUGGCAGUGGAUUGCGCAGGAAGCCCCAAGUUGGAAGCGAUUCGAGAGGUGACCUCCAGUACUUUGAAGAGGCGGACCAAGGCUCGUAUCAGGCAGAAGAGGGAGAAGCGGUCUUUGCGCCAGCGGAGGCGGUGGAGUCAACAGUAAUGCCGGAUGCACUGGGCGAUGCUGGCGACUACGUGGACUCGCCCGUCUCUACUCACCCCUCCGGGCUGUCGCCAGUGUUCAAGAUUCCUAGGCCAGUCAAUCCAAAAGAAGCGCAGACACAGAGGGAUUCGCGUGUUGAGUAUUUCCUUUUGCUCGAGGAUCUGACGUCGGGCAUGAAACGCCCUUGCAUCAUGGAUCUCAAGAUGGGCACCCGCCAGUAUGGCGUAGACGCCACGCCUAAGAAGCGGGAGUCUCAAAAAGGGAAAUGCGCGCGGACGACGUCGAGGGAGCUCGGAGUUCGAGUUUGCGGCCUCCAGGUGUGGGAUGCAAAGAGCCAGACAUACAUUUUCCGUGACAAGUAUGAAGGGAGAAGGCUCAAGGCUGGAGCAGAGUUCCAAGAGGCCCUUACACGCUUCCUCUACAACGGAAUUGACUAUUACAGUAUUCUCCGGCAAAUACCCACCAUCCUGCAGAAACUUGACCGGCUUGAGAGGAUCGUAAAGGGAUUACGAGGCUACAGGUUUUACGCGGCCAGCCUUCUCAUGUUUUACGAUGGGGACACUUCGACGGACGCCAGCGACUACGAUACGUGCAUCGACGAUUCGACAACCGACGCGGCUACUGAUGCAGAGGAGCCGUCCGCGCACAGACGAAGGAAGAAGAAUAAGCGUGAGGUCGAUUUUAAGAUUGCCGAUUUUGCCAACAGCAUUACGGCAGCCUCACGUGUGCUGGACAGGCCGUGUCCGCCGCAAUAUCCUGACGAGCCCGACCGAGGAUUCCUUCGUGGACUGUCCAGUCUGCGGAAGUACUUCCUGAAGAUUCAAAGAGACACGCGGGCCGAGCUAGGUAUCGAACCGCUACCGAGACACACGAGAUUUGGAGAAGCGAUGGCUCUCGACGAAGAAGAGGAGGGCUUCAUUAGCGAGUGA
This is a messenger RNA of Scedosporium apiospermum, 4227 nucleotides long. RefSeq names its product Inositol polyphosphate kinase. Gene Ontology annotation, biological process: phosphatidylinositol phosphate biosynthetic process; inositol phosphate biosynthetic process. The coding region runs from base 1 to 4227 and encodes 1408 amino acids. The record is from RefSeq and is a predicted model, not a curated record. Gene Ontology annotation, cellular component: nucleus; cytoplasm. Gene Ontology annotation, molecular function: inositol hexakisphosphate kinase activity. The transcript is spliced from 2 exons. NCBI's taxonomy places the organism in Eukaryota, Fungi, Ascomycota, Sordariomycetes, Microascales, Microascaceae.